ACAAAAUUACCGAGCACAGCUCGGCGUAAUUUUUGACAGAGCAGCAAAGUUCCUCCCCCUUCACCACUUCUACCAUCCUCCCCACAACAAUAACAUUAAAUGUGAAUCGAGCCACAGGAUAAAGAUGAAGCUGAAUGAAUCUACGUGCGAUUGUGGGCGGUUGGUGUAAUUCAUCUUCCAGCGGAUCAAUUUUCAUUGUGCCGUACGUGUCUACAUUCGUGGAGGGUUUUCAUAUCGUCGAUACUUCCACCUCUUCAACUGGUUCGCCGAUUCAUGAGUUCUAAAAUUUCACCUCUUAAUUUGUGAAUAUCGAAUAACUCCACACGAUCAUCUUGGAGGAAUCAACCUUGCAUGAUGCUAAUUUUGAUCUUAGAAGUUUAAAGUAUCUCAUCUUUUCUUUGGCCGUCGGCUCCCACAUAUUUUUCAACGUCCUAGUAACUGGUUCAACGCAACAUGGGUUUGUGCAAGUGUCCAAAACGAAAAGUCACCAAUCAAUUUUGCUACGAGCACAGGGUCAAUAUCUGUGAACACUGUAUGGUAGCAAAUCAUUCCAAAUGUAUUGUUCAGUCAUACAUCCAGUGGCUACAAGACAGUGAUUAUGAUCCUGUUUGUCAGUUGUGCUAUAAGAAACUUGUUCUGGGAGACUGCAUUCGUCUAACUUGCUACCAUGUGUUUCACUGGAAAUGUUUAGAUGAGUACGCAAGGCAAUUACCGUCAACAACAGCUCCUGCCGGGUAUUCUUGUCCAACAUGUCAUUCAAAAAUAUUUCCUCCAAGCAAUCUUGUAUCUCCAGUUGCAGACGAGCUUAGAGAAAAAUUAGCCGGUGUCAACUGGGCACGAAUUGGUCUCGGAUUGCCCAUUCUUAGCAUAGAUCGGGAGAAAAAACCACCGAAUGAUGUCGAUUCAAGUCUUCCGAAUGGAAUGGAAAAUUCAAGCAAUCAUGUUGACGUAGUUGUACAUAUCCAGGACUCAUCGCCAUCAUACAGUCUUUCAGAUAAUUCCAAUCAAGUUCCACGCCGCGGACUAUUACAGUCAUCAGAACAAAGUUCUAAGGAGCCCUUGAUCUUUCCUGAUCAUGAUGAAAACAAGUAUAAAAGGAGAUCAUUCACUGAUUGGUUUAAAAGAUGGUGGAUGUCUGUCAACCGUCAAUCAAGAAGUAAGCCAAGCAGUCAUUUGUACAAGCGAUAUUGUAUGGUGGGGGUCCUCUUCUUCAUUGCGCUAAUAUGUCUUAUCGUAGUAUUCAAGAAGUUGGGGAGUAUGGCCACAGAAAAUGACCCCAUUUUUGAUCCACAUCACAACUCGUUUGUCAAAGUGGAAAUGGAGUGAAAAAUUCAGCACUACGUGUCCUUUAAUGGUGUCAUAUUUUAUGAAUGCAAUAUCACUGUUCUCACAAUUCAUUUCAACAUUUACCACCAAAGAGUUUCGAAGAGAAUUUUUAAGAAACGUUACGUUUUGACAGCAAAGGUGGCUCAGGAUGAGGUACAAAGAUUUUAUGAAUCCACUUUUUAGGUUCUAAUAAGACUAUUUGUAGUAUUAAUGGAUUACAUUUUGCAAUUAAGAACUAAAAUUUCUGGCUCAAUUGAGAAACAGCAUGUGUGCCAUUUGUUUAUGUAUGAGCUAGCGAGUUUAGUUCCUUAUUGCAAAAUUCAGUCCAGAUGUUCUCUGAAAAGCUUCUCAUGACCCUUGAAAAUUUUCCAAGAGGAAUCCUCUUAUUUUUCAAUACUCAUUGUGGCAAUGCUAAUUGAUUGAACAAAAGGGUAGUGGGUCAGUGGUGUAACAUUUUUGCAGAGUAUCUAACAAGCGCUCCCAACAUAAAAUUUCAUAAAAAUCCAAAAAGUCCAAUUAAAGGUUUCAAACAGUUUUUCUAAGGGGAGAAAAUGAUGAUUGAAAUAAGAUCAAUCAGAGGCCGACAGUUGUGAUGACGUAACAAGGCCAUGUUUUCAGCUGAACUUUCUGUGUUGUUUCGAACCCAAAAAAUAUUUGAAGCUUAACCCUUUCACCACUUGAAGGAAAUGGAUUGAAAAAUUAGGUGUCAAUGACCCUUUUUUGGUUUUUGGAAGUAUUUUUAGUGCUAUUAAAAUUUGACUUAAACAAAGCGAUAGUUCAUUUUAACUUUUAAGAAGAGCUUUGUUGAUUGUGAAAGCACAGAAUGCUCCUAAAUCUUCUUUCUUAAGCUCAGAACGCUCCUAAAUCUUAUUUCAAGGUUUCCAAUGGAGCACUCAAUAUCCCUGUCAAAAACCGAUGUUCACAUUAUUUUGUAAAAAAAAUUUAUAAAAAACUUUCAAAACCUAGAAGACUGCAGCUCCCACAGGAAUCGUUAUUUUUAAACAAAUAAACCCCUUAUCAACAUCGUAUUAAAACGGUAACGUUGGACUCCCAGAAUCUCUUUUUUAGUUCCUGAGCCAUGCUGUAUCGCGAGAUGUCACUUUUUAGCCAGUUUUGGUAUAGUAUCCUCUGUCAAAAAUCAAUUAGGAUGGAACUUAUUUAAGUUUUUAUUUCUCAAUAUUUUUUUAAGGAAAUUAGAGUUUUGAGAGGUCCUGUCCAUGGAAUAAACAUCAAGUCAUCUGCGCUGGCAUAACCAUUUUUAUAAUUUUGGAGGAAGAUGAUCCAACUUAUUUGUUGGGAAUAGGCACAGAAUAUUUUUCCUUCAAAGAUAAAAUUUGUAGAAAUUUUCAAUGCACUCUACAUUGGCUCUAAUUUUUUGCUUAGUAAAAUGGAAUCAGCUGAAGUUAAAGGCCGUAAAAAUUAACUUCAGUUAAUGUGAUGAUGUUUUAGAGUAAUUUUUAUUCAAAUUUAAGCAAGCGAUUAUUUUAAUCGAAAUUCCUUUCUUUUUUUACUAUUUCACUUUAUCGUGUCUGUGAUUAGCCCCUUUCCAAUUUCGUAUCAUUUUAUUUCGUUAAUUUUCGAGUGUUGCUAAAUUUUGUAUUCGAGGAGGAAGGUGGGUAAAUGAUGUUUGAGAAAUUUGCGCUUUAAGUUUUAAAAUGUCAAAUAAAAUACAUCAAACUCAAAAUUCUGUUUUUUUUUUUUUUUAUUUUAUUGUAAGCAGGCUUUGCCGUUCACAUUAACAGUAGUCUUCAUUUCACGAAAACAUCACUAUGUGACUGAAAAAGCAGUUUAUCACAGUGAUGGAAAUGCCGUUUUUUUGGCGAACUACUUUUAGCCGGGGAAAAGUGCCAGGAAAAUACAUUUAUAGUAUAAAAAGGUGAAACACGAUUCAGUGGAAAAAAAUUCCCUUCCGUCAAGGUAAAAGUAAGUUAAAACAGAUUUGAAAUGAUUCAACCUACUCUUGGGGAAGACUGUCAAGAGAACUUUCCAAUUUCUAUUUUUCUUGAUCUUACUGCCUUUUUUAUCCAAUUUGGCACCGUGUGUGAAGGCUUGCUCGCAGAGGGCAAUAUUCUUUUUAAAAUGCACGUUGUCUGUAAUCUUUUCCUUCUUUCUUUGAAGUUACGUCCAUGUCUUGCCCUAAAAUUAAUAGAUGGAUUUGUCAUUUUGUGUGGUAACUUGUGAAAACAUUCUGAAAUUGAAUGCUCAAAGAAGUGCUCUUAAAAACUGUUGUCGGCUCUUUCGCAUCAUUUUGCCACCUCCUUCAUGUUACCAUACUCGUGAAAUGGUUCUGAAAUUUACAAACAAGGGAGUUCUUCUUUUCUUCCCCUUUGAGGUGCUUGUCUUUUGCUUCGCGGAUGGAUAAUUCUAAAAGCAGCUGGAGUAUUUUAGCAUGAUACCAGUUUUUUGCUUAUAAUAAUUAUUGUGCUGACCUCUACUAUUGAGUGCUCUUUUUGUGAGGGAAGAUAUACUUUCCUUGUUGGAUUUUUCAAUUUAUGUACACAUGAGUGUCCAUUGUGUAAUUCAAAAUUCAAUCGCUGUCACAGGAAUCAAGUUGUAUGUGCUUGGAAAAAAAUAAGGCACCCAAAAUUUAAUUUUGAAAGCGUAUUAUCAUAAUAGGCGAGAUUAGUCUUAUUUUCUGCUUCUUCAAACGUUCCUUACACCAACAGGUAAAAUGUUGAAAUUGAAGAGGGCUAAAAAUAUAGUCAAUAACUAUUCAGUUGUUUUUAUUUUUUUACUUGAAAAUUAUGUAAUUAGAAAUUAUGUAUAGAUAUUUGUUAAAAAUAAUACAUUUUUCCUCAUAAAAUUCA
Bemisia tabaci is the source of this 4133-nucleotide messenger RNA. RefSeq names its product zinc finger protein-like 1 homolog. Lineage: Eukaryota; Metazoa; Arthropoda; Insecta; Hemiptera; Aleyrodidae. The record is from RefSeq and is a predicted model, not a curated record. Gene Ontology annotation, cellular component: Golgi apparatus.